AUGUCAGAUCUUCAAAAGUUUGUCAACCAGCAAAAAGCUAAGAAUUCAUUUUUUGGCAAUACUGCGACGUCAGGAUCAUUUUCAUCAAUUAAAGCCAUACGAUCUAAGCUUACAUCCGGUUUGAAUGGGUUCUCACUGAUACGGUUAUCAGGUGAUGAUUCGGACCAAGAAGUAUUGACAGAAUCUGCUGGAACAAGUGGGCAACUGCCGCAAACACGAAAUCGUAGAAAUGGUGGAUGGUUCAAUUCCAUUUCCAACGAUGGAUCCGUUUUUGGGAUGUCGAAGAUACAGAGGAUUGUCGCAUUUUUCAUGUCAAUAGGAGCAGCUUUUGUUUGCUUCGGAAUUGCUGUUAUCUUGCUUCCUACUAUAGUUAUACAAGCCCGGAAAUUUGCAGCUUUAAAUACGCUUGGUUCGAUUAUGUUAAUUUUAAGUUUUGCUUUUUUAUGGGGACCAAUGAGCUAUUUAAAGCAUAUGUUCUCGGAGCAGCGAAGACAUGUUACGUUAGCAUAUUUCACAACUCUUGUGGCGACGUUUCCUUCAUUGGGAUAUGAAAAUGAAAAUGUAAUUGUUGGUGCUUUACUUUAG
This is a messenger RNA of Loa loa (African eye worm), 585 nucleotides long. RefSeq lists its product as hypothetical. The transcript has 5 exons. Gene Ontology annotation, biological process: vesicle-mediated transport. Gene Ontology annotation, cellular component: membrane. The record is from RefSeq and is a predicted model, not a curated record. The coding region runs from base 1 to 585 and encodes 194 amino acids. NCBI's taxonomy places the organism in Eukaryota, Metazoa, Nematoda, Chromadorea, Rhabditida, Onchocercidae.